Astyanax mexicanus (Mexican tetra) is the source of this 2217-nucleotide messenger RNA. RefSeq names its product solute carrier family 3 member 1 (gene slc3a1). Lineage: Eukaryota; Metazoa; Chordata; Actinopteri; Characiformes; Acestrorhamphidae. Bases 81 to 2120 code for a protein of 679 amino acids. Gene Ontology annotation, biological process: carbohydrate metabolic process; amino acid transport. The record is from RefSeq and is a predicted model, not a curated record. The transcript is spliced from 10 exons.
CUGAGUCUCCUUACGCGCUCCUCACUCCAGCUCUGAGGGAGUUCAGUCAGUCAGUGGAGUGAGUUUAAUCUGAGGGAGAAAUGAGCCUGAAGAAGGGCGAGGAGAGCUGCGGGGUGGAGAUGAAGGAGGGGGUGGAGAACGCGGGGUUUCAGGAGGACUCUCAGGCGGAGGAGGCGAGCCCCCGGCGGGCUGCGGAGCCGGCGGUGUCCGCGGAGAGCUGCGCGGCCGGGGAGGAGAGUUACACGCAGCUCAGGCCGUACGCGGGCAUGCCCAAAGAGGUGCUGCUGCUGUACUCCAGCCAGGCGCGCUACCGGGUGCCCCGCGAGAUCCUCUUCUGGCUCACCGUGGCCUGCACGCUCGCGCUCGUGGCUCUCACCGUCACCGUCAUCGUGCUGUCCCCCCCCUGCCUCAGCUGGUGGCAGACCACCCCCGUCUACCAGGUGUACCCGCGCUCCUUUAAAGACUCCGACGGAGACGGAGUGGGAGACCUCAGAGGUAUUAAGGAAAAACUGAGCCAUUUCCAGUACCUGAACAUCAAAGCAGUCUGGAUCAGCCCUUUCUAUAAGUCCCCCAUGGCUGACUUUGGCUACGAUGUGGAAGACUUCAGAAGAGUGGAUCCUCUCUUUGGAACGAUGGAAGAUUUUGAUGACCUUUUGGCCAGCAUGCAUAGCAUGGGGCUCAAGCUGAUUAUGGACUAUAUCCCCAACCACACCAGCGAUAAACACGCCUGGUUCCAGCUCAGCCGCAACCGCACAGAUUACUACUCUGACUUCUACAUCUGGGUUAACUGCACUGAGGGCAUACCGCCUAACAACUGGGUGAGUGUGUUUGGGAACUCCACCUGGACAUACGACCCAAUCAGGGGGCAGUGCUACUUCCACCAGUUCCUGAAAGAACAGCCAGAUCUCAACUUCCGCAACCCUGACGUCAUAAAGGAGAUGACGGAUAUAAUCCAUUUCUGGUUGAAGAAGGGGGUGGAUGGCUUCCGCAUGGAUGCAAUCAAGCACAUGCUUGAAGCUACGCAUUUAAGGAAUGAACCCCAGGUUGACCCUAAUCAGCCUCCCGAGACUGUGAACACAGAGUUUGAGCUGUAUCACGACUACACAUACACUCAAGUGGGUCUGCAUGACAUUCUCAGAGGAUGGAGAGUAGAUCUGGAUGAAUACAGCAGAGAACCAGGGCGAUACAGAUUCAUGGUGACUGAGAGUUACGACUAUGAAGAAAUUGAAAAGACCAUGAUGUAUUAUGGAACUGAUUUCGUCAAAGAGGCUGACUUCCCCUUUAACUUCUAUCUGCUGGACCUUCCUGAGGGUCUGUCUGGGUUCAGAGCCAAAGAACUAGUCGAACUGUGGAUGUCAAACAUGCCGAAGGGAAAAUGGCCAAACUGGGUGGUGGGGAAUCAUGACAAGCCACGCAUGAGCGACAGAGCUGGUGAGGAAUACGUCAAAGUCAUCAAUAUGCUACUGUUAACACUGCCAGGAACACCAACUACAUAUUACGGAGAGGAGAUCGGCAUGGAAAACGUCAAUGUAUCCGUUACCCAGGAUCCUUUUGGAAAGUUCGACCCAAAUAACAGCAGAGAUCCUUCAAGAACGCCCAUGCAGUGGAGUAAUAGUACCAACGCCGGUUUCAGUGACAGUAAGAACGGCACCUGGUUAGACAUUGGUCCAAAGUACCAAACAGUCAACGUAGAGAUCCAGCAGGGUGACCCGUUCUCUGUGCUGGAGCAGUACAGAGCUUUGAAUCUCAUCAGAGAGAGGGAAGUAGCACUGGCUCGGGGAUGGCUCUGCUAUGUCUGGGCCGAUAACAACGUGUUUGCUUUCUUACGCGAGCUGGACGGACAGGACCGAGCCUUCUUGGUGGUCCUUAACUUUGGAGAAAAUGCAGAAAUGGACCUCUCUGUAUUUAAAGAGCUGCCAGAUCGCCUCACUCUUCACCACAGUACACUCCCUAAUGCUCCGAGCAGCUUCCCCAAGUCCAAAAUCACAACCUCCAAGGGGCAGGGACUUCUGCUGGAAUACUCCACUAGUAACCGCUUUCAUACUGACCAUGCAGCCCAGUGUUACGUUUCUGAGAAGGCCUGCUACCUGAGUGCUCUGGACAUUCUGUACAAGUGCUGACAAUGUAGCAGCAAAGAUAUCACCUGUUUAAGACCCAUCUGAUUUCCUUUGCUUAGAAAAAUGUUGAAUGUUUUAAUUAAACUGCAGAUGGAUUGAA